AUGUCGGGCGAAGACACCGAGUCGUGGGAAUGCCCCUCCUGCACCCUCAAGAACGAGCUCAUCGUCGAAGCAUGCGCAGCCUGCGGAGCUACCAGUCCGCUGGUGCUGCAGAGCUACGCAAUUGAAGAGCAGGCGUUGGCGGCAGGCGAAGCCGCUGCCAUCCAAGGGAGAAGGUCGCAGCGUUCGAGUCUCGUCUCGCAAGGCUCAGACAACACCACCCCUCGCGGUGACGACAACGAGGUCGACCCGUGGACUCAAGCCGAGUGCGAAUGGGCCCAAGUCGAGUCCCGCCAAGACUCGCGCUCGAGGAAGUAA
Messenger RNA from Phytophthora sojae, 315 nucleotides. RefSeq lists its product as hypothetical. The transcript has a single exon. Bases 1 to 315 code for a protein of 104 amino acids. Lineage: Eukaryota; Oomycota; Peronosporomycetes; Peronosporales; Peronosporaceae. The record is from RefSeq and is a predicted model, not a curated record.